Babesia ovata is the source of this 1491-nucleotide messenger RNA. RefSeq lists its product as uncharacterized. Bases 1 to 1491 code for a protein of 496 amino acids. The transcript has 2 exons. Lineage: Eukaryota; Apicomplexa; Aconoidasida; Piroplasmida; Babesiidae. The record is from RefSeq and is a predicted model, not a curated record.
AUGGAUACGGCCAUUUCCAGCUCAGCGGCUGUGAGAUGUCCUCGCCGAGUCAAGGACACCGAAUACGUGUGGCACCCUCAACCAACGUCCGAUGACUACUCUCAUAUCAACACUUACGUGGGCGGAAAUGGCAAGCUUACCUCUGUUGUGCUUUCGGAUGUAGUGCGCACUGAAUCCGAGAGUAAACUCAUCUGGUUCGAAUCGACUGUUUUCCGAACGGAUAUUCAUUUCGAAAAGCCAUCUAAUGACUUGAUUGCGAUCACAGAUCAUGUCAUGAUAUUCAUCUGUGGACCGCGAGAUUUGGUGCUUAGUGACGCAUUACAGCGUCACCUGGACCGCCUCAGCGUUUCUCAACAAGAUACACUGCCUUGGACUCCAACCACGCCGUUGACUCAGGAAAUUGCUACGAUAGGGACUGGAUUGGGCCUAUUCAUAUGGUACAGAGGAGGCACUCAUUUACCUCUUCAAGGCUGCGGCAGCCGUCCGUCACCACUUUUUGCUGUGGAUAAUGAGGUGACAGUGGACCCCGUCACAGGGACACGUUCAUGCGUGGCUGAUCCCAUGUCGAAAUCACGUAUCGGUUUUGUUUGCGAAGGCCGAUUAGAACCCGACGAUUGCAUGAAGUCCCUCAUUGACAAGAAUGGCGUAGUUGUGAGUGCUCCCCCACCAGAUGAUUAUUGGAGAUUCAAACACCGUAGACCAUGGGUAAUAGCCAAGUAUUUCGAGAGAUUCGCACUGCCACCAUUCAGUGGCGAAUGCAGAUGCAUCGAUCCUCAAACAGGAGCGGUGAAGGCGAAGAUAGAGAUCCGCUCAAAAACCGACUACGUUUGUGACAUCGCCAGCAUGAUCGAACGCAACCGUUCGCAUCCCAUCCGUGGCCCUUGGUGUUCGGUUGUACUACACCCUGGCAGCACGUUGGCAAUAAGGUUCCCAGUAGAGGGUGUAGUGACAGAGCCUUUCGACAAAGAUUCACCAUUUGUACUGCCCUCGCAACGCCCGCCUAGGUACUUAUUGGAACCUACGUUUCGAGGGAAGAACGUGACGGCUCUGAGGCAGUUGACGAGGUAUGAUAACAUUUACGGCGAGGUAAUGUACCAUAAGGCCAUUGCCGGCGAUGCACUUGAAUGGGAUAUUUCCCAAAUGUCAGUGGGAGAGGUAAAACUGAAGUACCAUGCGGACAAACCUCUCGCAUUGAUAGAGGGGCUGGGCUCGUUCGUUUAUCAUUGGACUAUGACAUCUACGAAUGGAGGUCUUCCGGAAGAGAUACGCGCCAUUGUAAAUGUUACUUUCGCAUUUACCCAUCGCUACCGUGCCCCUGGUUGCGACAGAGAAUCAGAAACUGUGUUUGAUUCUAACAUUAGCAAGUGGUAUUGUUCAACCAAAAGGAUGGGAAAUGGAAUAGGGGAUGUUUACGAAUGCCCAUUGCUUAUUACGGGACGAGGAGCUGUUUCCAGCGAACUGCGAAUCGACAGGAUACGAUCUCUACAAUAA